Molecule: messenger RNA, 3392 nt
Organism: Diceros bicornis minor
Lineage: Eukaryota; Metazoa; Chordata; Mammalia; Perissodactyla; Rhinocerotidae
Gene: ZNF629
Product: zinc finger protein 629
Exons: 3
Coding region: 198-2804 (868 amino acids)
Biological process (GO): negative regulation of transcription by RNA polymerase II
Molecular function (GO): DNA-binding transcription repressor activity, RNA polymerase II-specific
Source: RefSeq, a predicted model, not a curated record
CAGUCACCCUGAACUGGUCCCCGGGUCCUCAGCCUGGGAUCACCCCUUGAGAAGGACCCCAGAGUCCUCGGCAUCUAGCCCGCCCCCCAAGGCAGGGCAUUCAAGGGGUUAAGUCCCCUGGGGCUGGAUUCUGCCUUCCGGCCUUUCCCAGACCCUAGAGCCGGUCCCUGGAUCACCAGGCAGUCCUGAGCUCUGGGAUGGAGCCUGAAGCAGCAUUGUGGGGCCCAGAUCUGCAGGGUCCUGAACAGAGCCCCAACGAUGCUGACAGAGGUGCCGAGAGUGGGAACGAAGAGGAGAGCCCUCAGCAGGAAAGUUCUGGGGAGGAGAUCAUCUUGGGAGAUCCAGCUCAGAGUCCAGAAUUCAAGGACCCACCAGAGAUGCCCCUUGAGAGACCCUCCCAGGAUCCCUCAGUCCCCCAGGACCCCCCAACCCCACUGGGUCACCCCAACCCCUUGGACCACCAGACCCCUCUGGACACCCCCACCCCCGAGGUAGUGCCAGCCCCGUCUGACUGGACCAAGGCCUGUGAGGCCAGUUGGCAGUGGGGGACUCUGACCACGUGGAACAGCCCUCCGGUGGUCCCGGCCAAUGAGCCUAGCCUGCGGGAGCUGGUGCAAGGCCGCCCAUCCGGGGCUGAGAAGCCCUAUAUCUGCAACGAGUGCGGCAAGAGCUUCAGCCAGUGGUCCAAGCUGCUGCGGCACCAGCGCAUCCACACAGGCGAGCGGCCCAACACCUGCUCCGAGUGCGGCAAGAGCUUCACGCAGAGCUCGCACCUGGUGCAGCACCAGCGCACGCACACCGGCGAGAAGCCCUACAAGUGCCCCGACUGCGGGAAGUGCUUCAGCUGGAGCUCCAACCUGGUGCAGCACCAGCGCACGCACACGGGCGAGAAGCCCUACAAGUGCACGGAGUGCGAGAAGGCCUUCACCCAGAGCACCAACCUCAUCAAGCACCAGCGCUCCCACACGGGCGAGAAGCCCUACAAGUGCGGCGAGUGCCGGCGGGCUUUCUACCGCAGCUCGGACCUCAUCCAGCACCAGGCCACCCACACAGGCGAGAAGCCCUACAAGUGCCCCGAGUGCGGCAAGCGCUUCGGCCAGAACCACAACCUCCUCAAGCACCAGAAGAUCCACGCCGGUGAGAAGCCCUACCGCUGCACCGAGUGUGGCAAGAGCUUCAUCCAGAGCUCCGAGCUGACCCAGCACCAGCGCACGCACACGGGUGAGAAGCCCUACGAGUGCCUCGAGUGCGGCAAGAGCUUUGGCCACAGCUCCACCCUCAUCAAGCACCAGCGGACUCACCUGCGCGAGGACCCCUUCAAGUGUCCGGUGUGCGGCAAGACCUUCACGCUGAGCGCCACGCUGCUGCGGCACCAGCGCACGCACACGGGAGAGCGGCCCUACAAGUGCCCGGAGUGCGGCAAGAGCUUCAGCGUCAGCUCCAACCUCAUCAACCACCAGCGCAUCCACCGCGGCGAGCGGCCCUACAUCUGUGCGGACUGCGGCAAGAGCUUCAUCAUGAGCUCCACUCUCAUCCGCCAUCAGCGCAUCCACACCGGCGAGAAGCCCUACAAGUGCUCCGACUGUGGCAAGAGCUUCAUCCGCAGCUCCCACCUCAUCCAGCACCGACGCACCCACACAGGCGAGAAGCCCUACAAGUGCCCCGAGUGUGGCAAGAGCUUCAGCCAGAGCUCGAACCUCAUCACCCAUGUGCGCACCCACAUGGAUGAGAACCUCUUCGUGUGCUCCGACUGCGGGAAGGCCUUCCUGGAGGCGCACGAGCUGGAGCAGCAUCGGGUGAUCCACGAAAGGGGGAAGACUCCAGCUCGAAGAGCUCAGGGCGACAGCCUGCUGGGGCUUGGGGACCCCGCCCUGCUGACCCCACCCCCAGGAGCCAAACCACACAAGUGUCUCGUCUGCGGAAAAGGAUUCAAUGAUGAGGGCAUUUUCAUGCAGCAUCAGAGGAUCCAUAUUGGAGAAAACCCCUAUAAAAAUUCAGAUGGCCUCAUCGCACACCCAGCCCCUAAACCUCCUCAGUUGCGACCCCCCAGGCUCCCUUUUGGAGGGAAUUCCUAUCCAGGUGCUGCAGAGGGCAGAGCUGACCCCCCAGGCCAGCCUUUUAAAAUGCCUGAGGGGCAGGAGAGCUUCAGCCAAAGGCUGGGGCUGCUCUCCUCCAAGUCCUACAUUUGUUCCCACUGUGGAGAAAGCUUUCUGGAUCGUGCUGUGCUCCUUCAACAUCAGCUCACACACGGCAACGAAAAGCCCUUUCUCUUUCCUGAUUAUAGGAUUGGCCUAGGGGAAGGGGCAGGGCCCAGUCCCUUCCUAAGUGGAAAGCCCUUUAAAUGCCCUGAAUGCAAAAAAAGCUUUGGCCUCAGCUCUGAGCUGCUGCUGCACCAGAAAGUCCAUGCAGGUGGGAAACCCCAGAAGAGUCCAGAGCUGGGGAAGAGCUCUUCUGUCCUCCUGGAGCAUCUCAGGAGCCCCCUGGGGGCCAGACCCUACAGCUGCUCAGAUUGUGGGGCCUCCUUCCUGGAUCGCCUGGCCCUCAUCCGGCACCAGGAGACCCACACCCAAGAAAAGUCCCCCAGACCCAAGGACCCCCUUCCAGAGCCAGCCACCCUGUCCACAAGCCAGGAAGGUGAGGGAGAGGCCCCCACUCCCACAGGGAGCAGCAGCCAUGGGGAUGGGGAAAAUCCCAAAACCCUCUUGGAGGAAAAGCCCUAUUUAUGCCCCGAGUGUGGAGACAGCUUCACAGAAGUCGCAGCCCUCCUCCUCCAUAGGAGCUGCCACCCAGGGGUCUCCCUGUGAAAUGGGUCUGGAGACCAGGGGCCUCUCUCUCUUGAGAGGAACACUGGAUCGCCCCAAAAAUUAUGUGGGGAAAGGAGGAAAACCCUAUCAGAUUGUAGAGAAGCAGAGGAUAAAGAACCCUGGGUAAAAAUAGUGCUUUUACAUCAGUGAUGAGAAACCCUAUAAAAUUGUUGGUGGGAACCACUUAUAAGGCAGUAGAGAAAAACUCUUGGGUUAGAAACCCUAUAAAUAUGUAGGAAAAAAAAAGCCCUUUAAGUCUGUAGCAGAAAAACCCUAUAAAUUAUAGUGGAUAAAAGCCCUGUUAAUUGUAGAAAGAGGUCCCAAUAUGUGUCUAGACACCCCUAUAAAACUGUAUUGAAAUCCUUAUGACACUCUAGGGUCGGGGAAGUGCAGGGAAUACAAUAAUGGCAUUGACUUGGGAGGCGUGACCCUCAGAAGGUAUAGAAGAACCUCCCGUGAACUUGUUCCACAUGUUCUCCCACUGGAGUACGGGAGGGAACCUUUCUCCCAGAAGCCUUGGACAAUUACACUGAGGAAAAUGCUCAGCUGGGGAAUAGUGUGGGGUUUGGGUGGAACUGGAAGAGGAGG